CUAUGGGGGGGAGACAGCUCCCUCAGGUGGUCAGAAGUGUCAGUGCACCCACAGGAAGUUGAAACCUAAGGGCGCUUGGUAACACAAGAGAGCAUCACUGGGAGACAGGAAGAAACUGCUGAGUAGCACGAAGUGUCUUUAAGCUGAAAUAAUUCAUUAAUUAGGCGUUAAAUUACCAACACGGUGCACCAUACACCCGGGAGGGGCUUGGUAAAAUUCGCUGGUCGUUGCUAUCGAUAGACCUAACAUUUUCUAUCAAGAGGAUGUCUGUAUCUGUGAUAAUAAAAUGGGGCGGACAAGAAUACUCAAUAACUACACUGUCGGAUGAAGACACAGUGCUUGACCUUAAGCAGUCUAUCAAAUCCCUAACGGGGGUUCUUCCUGUCAGACAAAAACUGUUGGGGCUGAAAGUAAAAGGUAAACCUGCAGAAGAUGAUCUUAAACUGGGCACACUUAAGUUGAAACCGAAUACAAAGAUCAUGAUGAUGGGGAGCAGAGAGGAGAGCUUGGAAGAUGUUCUGGCUCCUCCUCCUGAAAAUGAGGAUGUCGUCAAUGAUUUUGAUAUAGAAGAGGAAGUUAUAGAAGUAGAAAACAGGGAAGAAAACCUGGCAAAAAUAGCCCGCAGAGUCAAAGAAUAUAAGGUAGAGGUUUUAAACCCACCUCGCGAGGGCAAAAGUCUGCUUGUAUUAGAUGUGGACUACACCCUGUUUGACCACAAAUCUUGUGCGGAGACGGGGUUAGAGUUAAUGAGACCGUAUCUUCAAGAGUUUCUCACGUCCGCGUAUGAAGACUAUGAUAUUGUUAUCUGGUCUGCUACCAGCAUGAAGUGGAUUGAAGCUAAAAUGAAAGAGCUUGGAGUGACAAACAACCCAAACUACAAGAUAACCUUCAUGCUAGACAGUGCUGCUAUGAUCACUGUGCAUACCCCUAAAAGAGGUGUAGUGGAGGUUAAGCCUCUGGGUGUAAUAUGGGGCAAGUAUGCAGAGUUCUAUAACAAGAAAAAUACUAUCAUGUUUGAUGAUAUUGGAAGGAACUUUCUGAUGAAUCCACAGAAUGGACUAAAGAUUAAACCCUUUAUGAAAGCACAUUUAAACCGUGAAAAAGACAAGGAGCUUCUCAAGCUGUCCCAGUAUCUCAAAGAAAUUGCAAAGCUUGAGGACUUCUCAGAGCUCAACCACAAGCACUGGGACAGGUAUCUUUCGAAGAAGCAGAGCCAAUAGAACGUAUCAGAGAUGACCCUCUUGUGGACCAUUCUUUACAGGGAGUAGUGCUGGACACUGAAGAAAAUGCCCAAGCUACUGCUGUUUCAUUAUUCCACAUUCAGGAUUCCCUGCAUUCUCUUCUGCUGUACAUAAAUACAAGCAGGAAAACAUGUUUUUAUCACAGAUCCUGAAGGAUUUUCUGCCUAUACGGUUUUCAUUAAUCUGGACAAUAUCAUCAAUGUGACACAAACCUGCCUGUAUAUUAAGGUUACAGGUAUAUUUGCAUCCUAAUACAUUGAUGCUGUUCACAAGUGUAAAGACAUCAUUAUGUGCCCAAAGGAAAUCCCCCCGCCAGAGAGUCACACACAUGCGCUGAAGUACUUAAAAUACAGUAAGAUGGUAUCAAGUUAUCAAUUCUACAGACUUUAUAUAUAAAAUCAAUGGCUUUAUUGGUAAUCUAAAAAUGCGUUACCUUGACAGGUCUGCAAAGAUUUUCUACUAGUAAUUGUUGCCAGCUGAUAAUACAAUUUGAAUUGCCAGUACUUUUUUAAAAAAGGUAAACAUUUACUAUUGCUGGUACAUUUUGAUUUUGUUUUAUUAUUGUUGUUAUACUGUUUGCAUUUUGCAAGUGGUGUUCACCCAGUAAGUUCAUUUGAAAGCCAAUUUUACUCGUACUUUGGGUAAAUACAUUUCUCAGUAAAAAAUUGAAGCAAUAAACUUUAAAGGGUUUGUAAUCCUGACUGAGUUUAGAAUAUGGAGUUCUGUUAAAAUACACUUUUGAAUCGGUCAGAUGGCGGAUCAGGGUUGUGUAAUUUAAAGAUGAGAGAUGUAUCAAGCCGCAAUGUAAUGAGAUGGUUUAUUUCAACGUGUAGCACUGUCUGGUUCAGAUUUCAUUUGUUAUUGGUUUACAAAUGUUAAAGAUUUCUAAAAUCUCUUUUUGUGUUUUUUGUUUUGUUUGUUUGUUUUUAAUGUCACCAAAGCUGCAAUUUCCCUUAUAAAUAAAUCUUUCAUGCUGUAAGUUUUUGUGGUUCAUGUAUGUACGUCUGUGUGUGUGUGCGUAUGUGUAUGUGUGUGUGUGUGUUUAUAUAUAUAUAUAUUAGUGUUUAGCAUAUGUCUAACAUGAAAGAUUUCCAAGAGAUGCUAAUCUUGGAUAUGCCAUAUGCUUACAUGAAGAAUUGGUAACUUGCAGCGCACUGUGGCUGACUUUUGCCCAGGCGCGUCUCCAUGUUGUUUUGCGUUAACUGCUGUCUGAUGGAAUAGAAACAUGUAUGUGUUCAGAUUCUUAAAGGGAACAGAUGGCAAGUGUAAAUAAUAAAUGAGCUUUUUAAAGUAA
This is a messenger RNA of Acipenser ruthenus (sterlet), 2535 nucleotides long. RefSeq names its product ubiquitin-like domain-containing CTD phosphatase 1. Lineage: Eukaryota; Metazoa; Chordata; Actinopteri; Acipenseriformes; Acipenseridae. The coding region runs from base 264 to 1220 and encodes 318 amino acids. The transcript has 11 exons. The record is from RefSeq and is a predicted model, not a curated record. Gene Ontology annotation, biological process: protein dephosphorylation. Gene Ontology annotation, molecular function: protein binding; protein serine/threonine phosphatase activity. Gene Ontology annotation, cellular component: nucleus.